Molecule: messenger RNA, 6732 nt
Organism: Solanum pennellii
Lineage: Eukaryota; Viridiplantae; Streptophyta; Magnoliopsida; Solanales; Solanaceae
Product: mediator of RNA polymerase II transcription subunit 13
Exons: 23
Coding region: 281-6241 (1986 amino acids)
Biological process (GO): regulation of transcription by RNA polymerase II
Cellular component (GO): mediator complex
Molecular function (GO): transcription coregulator activity
Source: RefSeq, a predicted model, not a curated record
UGAUAGUAAUUAUCUACAUUCUACUUUGUAUAUUAAGGGGGUAUAAGCAGCCGCCGGAGUAUUUUGGGCGUUCAUUCUGCUAUUUUUGCUUACUACGCUGCUUCUCAAUUCUCACAGUUUAACAUUUUACAUCGCCUUCAUCAGAUCUGAUUCUAUGAAGUGCAGCUCCUUUGUUGUGCAAGGAAAUGCUUCGUGCCUCUGAUAUAGGUCGUUUACUUUAAGAUCCAUAUUGCAGAGAAGUGCACGUGCUUACUUCAUCAGGCGUCGAAAUUAUCUAGUGAUGUGGACAAAUGUGUUCAAGAUCGGUGGUUUACAUCAAAUAUCUUGGUUUCAGUUUCUUCCUCAUGAAUCUGAUGUUAACUCUCUAGUGGACAAGAGGGUGAAACCGGAUAAGAAAGACGCUGCCACAUGGCUCGUGCUCUCAUCGCAUCUACAAUUGCAGAAGGAAGGAUUUCUCAGCACAUGGACCAAUUCUUUUGUUGGACCUUGGGACCCAUCUCAGGGUCUUUACAACCCUGAUGAGAAGAUCAAGCUCUGGCUUUUUUUCCCUGGGCAACAUUCAUCUGUUGUUGAAAAGGCACAGUCAGCUAUAUCCAAAUUGAGAGUUCUGGCAUCAGGUCUCUGGGUGGCACCUGGAGAUUCAGAAGAGGUUGCUGCUGCGCUAUCUCAGGCCUUAAGGAACUGCAUGGAAAGAACACUCAGGGGACUUUCAUAUGUUAGAUACGGAGAUGUAUUUACAAAAUACCGUCCAUUUUCACAGAAUGAAGAGUUGUUCAGGAAGGGGCAACCAGUGGUUGAGUUCGUAUUUGCUGCUACCGAAGAGGCUAUCUUUGUCCACGUUAUUAUAUCUGCAAAGCAUAUACGAGCACUUUCAAGUGGUGACAUUGAUAAAAUAUCAGAGAAUACAUCUAAUGUCUCUGUCGAGGGGCUUCCAGUUAUUGUCUCACCUCAUGGAAUGCGUGGGAGGCUAACUGGAUGUUGCCCAGCUGAUCUUGUGAAACAAGUGUAUCUCAGUUCUGGCAAGUUUAGCGCUUCAAAUGGUAUUGUUGGGCUACCAUGCAAUGUUUCUCAAUCUAGUUAUCAGCUUAAGGGACAGAAUUGCUAUGUUGAAGUUAACCUUGGUUCCACUGCACCGGGAAACAACAAUAUACAAGAAAGUUUGAACAUACAAAAUAAUUCAUCAAGGCCUACCAUGACAGAAGCCUCUGCAGUGGCCAAUUUUGUUCAGAGUAAAAUACCAGAUAACUGUGGAAGAGUGCUUAUUUACCCGCCCGAGGCCGUUCUUGUCCCAGUGGUGCAAACAGCAUGUGCUAGAUCAUCUCUGAAAAGAUUUUGGCUGCAGAACUGGAUUGGGCCCUCAUUGUCCUUUACAUCCUCCUUUAUGCAUUGUUUUGAUUUUCAUUGCGAUGCCAAAGUCAAUUCGGUGGAUGGUUCUUGGCUUGAUGCAAAUGUCAUACGCUCUAAUCGGCGUUAUAACAGUAGCAGUAACAGCAAUAGUAGUAGUGUUAGCAGCAUAAGUACCUCUUCUAGUGAUAGUGAUUACAAGACCUCAGGAACUGGUGAUCUUGAAGCAGAUGCUGAUUCUUUGAUGUGUAGGCAGUCUGGAUUAUCUUCUUUGGAUCGAUCUCAAAAUGACAAUCUUAAGACGGGCUUUAAGAGGUCGCGAGCUGGAAUUUCUGAGUCAUUUAGUCAGGGAGGAGCAGUGAUCAAUCCAUCAACAAGUGAUUAUGCCUCAAUGGAUGCUAAUAAUUCUGCAAUUACUGAAGGAAGCGAUCAGAUUGGGCUUCAGUGGGGUUGGGAUGAUGAUGAUAGAAAUGCAGGGAUGGAUAUUCAGGCACUUCUCUCAGAGUUUGGAGAUUUUGGUGACUUCUUUGAGAAUGAUGCUUUGCCAUUUGGAGAGCCUCCAGGAACUGCAGAGGCUCAGGCUCUUAUGUUUCCUGCAGCAGAUAGUGUGGAUGUUAGUAGCAGCCCCUGUCCUUCGAUGAUGGAUGUGCAAGAUCAAAUUCUUUUGCCAGUAGGUUUUUCAUCCUUUGAUAGCUUUAAUCAACCACCACCCCCAGCAAUUCUGGAUUCACUGAGCAAACAUCAGGAAGUUAUAAAAAGUGCUGCAGUUACUAAUCAAGUAAAUAGUGCUUCAGCAUCUAUUGCUGGUGAAUUCAAUCACUUAAUUAAAGCUGAAGCUCUCAUGUCAUUUGCUCCCGAGUAUGGAGCAGUUGAAACCCCUACAGGGGAGAGCUCCCAUUCGAUUUUCAGGAAUCCCUAUGUUCCGAAGUCUCGGGAAGUGGAGACUGCGAAUUCAAGCUCAAACAGCUAUUUCUACUCAGCAACCCCACCUUUGUCGCCUUGCUUUGAUGCAUGUGAGGAGAAGUCCAGUGUGACUGUAAACCUCAAAACAGGUACCGGGAGGCAUGAUACAAGCUCCAUUGUUCAAUCAAAGAAAUAUUACACUCAUAUUGAAAGUGGAAAAGAGAAAAAUGACGAUAAGGUAUCUGUUUAUAUACGUAGUUGUGCUACACGUGAGACUCAAGUAGCACAGUCUCCGUUUUCUGGUUUUAAUUCGACAAACUCUGUUAAAUAUAUCCACAAUAAAACCGAUAAAGCCAGUGAAGGGCUACUAAAAGCAGGCAGCUCUGGUCAAUCAAUAAAACCUGUGCUAGCAACAGAAGUUGAAUGCCUUAUGUGCCAGGCAUUUAUGUGUAAGAUACGGCAUACACUAUUAUCUUCAAGCGGCUGCCUUCCUGUAGGCAUGAGCAGGAUGUCAGGGAGUACCAAUAGAAACCAGUCACAAGGUGAAGCAGUGGUCACUGUGGACAAUAUGUCAAGCAAAUCUGAGAUGAAGAAAGAAAUAAUACCAGUUAGGAUAGCUGGUGAUAUUGAUGGAGGAUUACUGGAUGGGACUCUUAAUGCGCCAGUUGGUGUGUGGCGCACUGUUGGAGUUUCUAAGGGAACGAAGCAACCAACAACUGGUCUAGAAUCUUGCCACUCUGUUCAGCAUAAUUCUUUCAUUGAGGAUAGUAUGCUAGCUUAUGGGCUAAGGCAACCGCUUCAGGAACUCCUAGAUGGGAUGACUUUACUUGUGCAGCAAGCUACAUCUUUUGUUGAUGUUGCACUAGAUGCCGAUAGCAAUGAUGGAUCUUAUGGUUGGCUCGCACUGCAGGAGCAGUGGAGGCGUGGCUUUUCAUGUCGACCAUCCAUGGUUCAUGCAGGUUGUGGGGGAGUAUUGGCUUCCUGUCAUUCACUGGAUAUUGCUGGUGUGGAGCUUAUUGAUCCACUUUCAGCUGAUGUUCAGGCAUCAUUUACCCUCACUCUGCUGCAGAAUGAUAUAAAAGCAGCUCUGAAAUCUGCUUUCAGUACAAUGGAAGGUCCUUUAUCUGUUGUUGAUUGGUGCAAAGGUCGCAGUCAAUCAAAUGAUGGGGGAAUAUCUGGUGAUGGUUUUUCUGCAGAGUCCACUGCAAGUGCAAGUGAAUGUCGAGAUUCUUCGAGUACCAUAUCAUUGUCUGUUGGAGAACCUAUAAGUCCAUCUCAGUCCUCUGCUGGUGGAUCAUCUAGUUUGAGGGAUGGAAUUAGGGUGGAUGAGGCAAGUGAGCGCAGAUUAAGCCAAGACACUUGUCUAUCAGAGUCGGAGCAGCUUCCAGGAUCAAGGCUUAGGGCAACAUUGGCUGCGGUACCGUAUCCUGCUAUACUUGUUGGAUAUCAAGACGAUUGGCUUAAGACGUCACCUAGUUCUCUUCAGUUCUGGGAGAAGGCACCUUUUGAGCCUUAUGCGAUGCCCAAGCAUAUGACAUAUCACGUUGUCUGCCCAGACAUCAAUGCUCUAACAACAGCUGCAACUGAUUUUUUCCAACAGCUUGGAACUGUUUAUGAGACAUGCAAACUGGGAACUCAUUCGCCUCAAUUUAUGGGAAAUGAGAUGGAGAUAGAUUCUGGCAAGAAUGCAUCUUCUGGUUUUGUUCUGAUUGAUUGCCCCCAGUCAAUGAAGAUAGACAGCAGUAGUGCAUCUAUGCUGGGAUCAAUCAGUGAUUACUUUCUGUCCCUUUCCAAUGGAUGGGAUUUAGAAAGCUAUUUGAAGUCGCUCUCAAAAGUUCUCAGAAAUUUAAAACUUAGUUCAUGCAUGACCAUGAAUCCGAAAGAAGGAAGUACUGGUCCAUGUACGGUGGUAUACGUGGUUUGCCCUUUCCCUGAGCCUCUUGCGGUUCUACAGACGGUGAUUGAAUCUUCUAUUGCUGUUGGAUCUGUGGUUCUUUCUUCAGAUAAAGAGAGGCGGUCUACGCUGCACAAUCAAGUCGGGAAGGCCUUAAGUUACUCAGCAGCUGUGGAUGAGGCACUCUCAAAUGUUUUAACACUUUCUGGGUUUUGUAUUCCUAAACUGGUAUUGCAGAUUGUCACCGUUGAUGCAAUUUUUAGGGUUACAAGCCCUGCUCUGAGUGAGCUUGUCAUACUGAAGGAAAUUGCUUUCACAGUUUAUAACAAAGCCCGCAGAAUAUCUCGAGGGUCCCCCAGUGACAUGGUUCAGUCGUCAUCCAUGCCCGGUAGAUCUCAUCCAGUCCUGAUGCAAAUGAACUCCCCAGUUCCAGGAAUGUGGAAGGACUGUGUUGGUCCUCGAGGCAUAGGAACUUCCCUUCAGAGAGACGCUGACCUUGAUGCAAACCUAAGGCCUGGUAGUUGGGACAACUGGCAAGCAUCAAGAGGGGGAGGUCUUGGAUGUGAGCCAAACAGGAUCGGGGAUUUUUCUUUUCAGGAUGAAAUUCGUUAUUUGUUUGAGCCCCUUUACAUUCUUGCUGAACCAGGUUCAUUGGAUCGUGGACUUUCAUUUCCGAUGUCGGGUAAUCCAAUGACUGAAUCUUCAAAGCUUUUGUUGGAUGAUGGUUCAAGUGGAAGUUUUAUGCAGAGUUCAGCUUCUUCAGGUGGUGGAGACACUGGACUGAACACUCAGUCUGAAACAUCUGUACCAGAUGGUUUUGGAUCUGCACAUCAAAAAUCACUUCCAAGCCUGCAUUGUUGUUAUGGUUGGACUGAAGAUUGGCGCUGGCUGGUGUGUAUAUGGACAGAUUCCAGGGGAGAAUUGCUUGAUAAUCAUAUAUAUCCAUUUGGGGGAAUAAGUAGUAGGCAGGAUACGAAAGGUCUGCAAUCUUUGUUUGUGCAAAUUCUGCAACAAGGAUGUCAGAUACUUCAGUCAUGUCCACCUGAGGCUGCCAUUGCCAAGCCUAGGGAUUUUGUCAUUGCUCGUAUAGGAUGCUUCCUUGAGCUUGAAUGCCAGGAAUGGCAGAAAGCCCUGUAUUCAAUUGGGGGAUCUGAGGUGAAGAAAUGGUCUCUGCAGCUAAGGCGAUCUGUGCCUGAUGGAAUGACUGCAAGUAGUAAUGGGACAUCCUUGCAGCAACAGGAAAUAGGUCUGAUUCAAGAAAGAGCACUUCCUUCCUCCCCUAGUCCAUUGUACAGUUCUCACUCAAAGGCUUCCUCUUUCAUGAAAGGUGGCUUAGGUCAACCAUCCACAAGGAAGCAGUUAAUUGGCGGACAGGGUGUAGUGGACAACUCCAGGGGCUUACUUCAGUUGGUGCAAAGCAUUAGUUUUGUCUCUCUUUCUAUUGACCAUUCCUUACAGCUUAUGAUUCAAGCGGACUCGACAAGUCAUGGGACAAGUCAAAGUAGUGGCAUUAUGAGUCAGCCAGGUUAUCUUGAAGGUUAUACCCCAGUUAAGUCCCUUGGUUCUACGUCCACCUCCUACAUUCUAAUUCCGUCACCCAGUAUGAGAUUCCUACCUCCUGUCAGUCUUCAGCUUCCUACUUGCCUGACUGCUGAAUCACCACCACUCGCCCAUCUUCUCCACAGCAAGGGAUGUGCCAUUCCCCUUUCAACAGGUUUUGUGGUUUCAAAAGCAGUACCUACAAUGAGGAGAGAUGUAAGGAGUAUCUCAAAAGAAGAAUGGCCCUCAGUUCUUUCUGUCAGCCUCGUUGAUUACUAUGGUGGCAGCAACGUCAUCCAUGAAAAGUUUUUGAAGGGUGUUGGUAAGGUUGGGGGAAGGGGUACAGGUUCGGAAACAAGAGAUGUUGAAAUAGCAACUCACUUGAUUCUUGAGAACAUAGCUGCAGAGCUCCAUGCUUUAUCAUGGAUGACUGUAAGUCCGGCAUACUUGGAGAGAAGAUCUGCUUUGCCUUUUCAUUGUGACAUGGUAUUAAGGCUUCGGAGACUGCUUCACUUUGCCGAUAAGGAAGUUUCUCGGCAACCUGUGAAAAGCCAAGUUUAGGAUACGUGUAAAUUGCAGCAUACACACAACUUGUUCAAGCCGUCCAUCUUGUGUCUUUGUUUCGUUAUAGAAACAGACUGUAAACACAAAAUGCAUAUACUAGUUCGCUGGAGGACAUCCUUUCUGAGAAGUGUUACCUUGGGAUAAAUUAGUAGUUGUAGGAUAGUAGAUUUUUAUUUUGUACAUAAUGUCAUGUAAACUAUUACAGGGAUCCAAAGAGUUGAGUACACAAUUCUUUAGUCCUUUUAAAAAUACUAUCAAGUGCUUGAGUCCCUCAUUAUCUUUACAACAUUCCAAGGCACUUGAUGACAGGAUGGUUUUACUAGACAGCAGAUUUGUGACUCUAAAUUCAUUUUUUUUUAUUGCUGAAUAGCAGUGCUUAGUGCAUGGGAAAUGGGAUCUCAAGUUAGGUUCGUUUGGAGAAAUGAUGUGUCAUCUGUACUUUGAAUCCUUGAAAAUGGCAAAGUUUUGCCUUUGUAUUUUCCAUUUAA